AUGGCCGACCUUGCUGCGCUUCUCCAGGCGUCUCUAGUGCCAACAACAAGAAAGGAGGCAGAAGGUCAACUCACCCAACUCAGUCGCCAACAAGGCUUUCUUUCCCACAUCCUCCGUCUUUCACUCGAUCCUACUCAAGACCGCGCUGUGAGAUUGGCAGGGAGCGUAUUUCUCAAGAACAUCGCGAAACUCAGAUGGGAAGAGGAUGUGAACCCACUCGCUGAACAGGACAAGGCUUCUUUGCGGGUUGAGCUUGUCCCUGCCAUGAUAGCACUUUCAGCCGAUCAACGCGACAAAACUAUAAGGGCACAGACUGCUGAGAGCAUCGCACUCAUUGCUGAACUCGACUUCCCCGCCAAAUGGCCAGAUCUCGUCGAUCAACUUACUGGGUCGCUCUCACCCUCCUCUUCCUCCACCAAUAUUGCCAUUCUGCAGACUUCACAUUCUAUAUUCUCCCAAUGGCGCGCCCAUGUCCGCUCAGAUACUCUUUUCACUGAGAUCAAUCUCGUGCUUUCGAAAUUCAUGGAUCCAUUCCUGGCCCUCUUUAGGCAUACUGUUGGAAUCCUGCUCACACCUCCACCUGGUCUCGACGUAUCAGUUUCUACCGGCGAAUACGCUGCGCAAGCCCAGACAAUGGCCCUCCUCCUCGAUAUCUACUAUGAUUUUACCUGUCACGAUUUGCCACCGGCACUUGAGGAUGCUCAUGCUGAGUUUUUUAAACCACCUGAGGGCUGGUUUCACAAGCUUCUUGCCUGGAAUCCGCCAGGGCUGGCAGUAGAUCCCGAGGAAACUACACCAUCCUUGCCCUCACAAGUCAAGACCGGUAUUUUACAAAUAGCAGAGCUCUACCUGCAAUUAUAUGCAGAACAGUUGCAACAAUCCGAUACUAUUGAAGCCUUCAUGAGAGGCGUUUGGACGAUGAUAGGCGAGAAUAGGAUGCAAAGCCUCGCAGACGAUGGGCUAGUCUCACAAUCACUGCGUUUCCUUUCUGCAACGAUUCGAACAACACAUUACGCCGCUAUAUUCUCCGGCGAGACGCUUUCUGCCAUCAUCAAGUCUAUCGUUGUCCCCAAUGUUUUUUUCCGUGAAUCUGACGAGGAAAUGUUUGCGGAUGACCCACUAGAGUUCAUUCGUUCAUCGCUCACUGACGCGACAACUUCCUCUGCCGGCCUUGCGACUGGCGGAUCAGACGGCCGAACCCGGCGACAAGCAGCAGCUGAUGUACUCAAAGCACUCGUGAGCAGUGGAUUUGAGCAAGAAACUACAGCCGAAAUACAGAGCUGGGUUCAAAUGGGGUUAACACAAUACGACAACGCUUCCGUUGCGGAUCGUGUUCAAGGUCAAGCCUGGAAGGCGAAGGACAGUGCAGUUUUCUUGAUGAUGGCCAUUGCAACCCGUGGCUCUACAGCUCAACUAGGCGUCACAUCUACCAACUCGCUUGUAAAUGUCGUCGAGUUCUUCUCCAACCACGUUUUUGUCGAUCUGGAUGCCCAAGAGGGCUCUGUACAUCCCAUUCUACAGGUUGAUGCCAUCCGAUACUUGCUCAACUUCAGAAACCAGUUGACCAAGGAGCAACUUCUUUCUGUUUUGCCCCUGCUAACGCGGCAUCUUUCUUCCCAAAACUAUGUGACCUACACAUAUGCGGCCAUUACAAUUGACAGAAUACUCAGCAUCCGCAGGGAAACCAUAUACCAGUUUGGGUACGCUGAUGUCCAGGAUUUUGCCCCGAAUCUGGUAAUUGGUCUUCUGGCCAAGAUUCAGAGUGCCGGAACGCCAGAAAAGGUUGCCGAGAAUGACCAUCUCAUGCGAUGCGCGAUGCGGGUGAUCAUUACGUCAAGGCAAACGCUUGCACCUAUUCACGAGGAAGUACUGAAUCGCCUUGUCACAAUUUUGGGCGUCAUCUCCAAGAACCCGAGCAAUCCAUUAUUCGACCAGUACAUUUUCGAGAGUAUUUCUGGUCUGAUGCGUUUCGUCGUCGAAGCGUCACCGACUACGCUGCCCAAUUUUGAAAAGCAUCUCUUUGGGCCGUUCACUUAUAUUUUACAGCAGGAUAUUGAACAAUAUGUGCCCUAUGUCUUCCAAGUCCUAGCCCAAAUGCUCGCUCUUCACUCCACUGUGCCUGAUCAAUACCGGAGUCUCCUUCCCGUUGUCUUCACCCCCGCCCCUUGGCAACAAAAGGGCAGCAUUCCCGGUCUCGUCAGGCUGAUCAAGGUAUUCUUGGAGCGCGACAACGCACAGAUGAUAGCCUCUGGCCAAAUCGGAAACGUGCUUGCCAUCGUCCAGCAACGGUUGAUUCCCAGUAAACUCAAUGACGUCUGGGGCUUUGACCUUGUCCAAGGCGUGAUUCAAAAUGUGCCCCCUCAAAAUCUUAGCCAAUACUUCAAAGCUGUUGUCACCAGUCUCCUUAAUCGACUACACUCCAGCAAAACGGAUAAAUUCACCUAUUUGUUCGCCCGACUGAUGCUCUACUGCAUGGCCGUCAACAUAGACGGGAUGGGACCAGAUUAUGUUGUAGCCACAAUGGAGGAGAUCCAAGCGGGUCUCUGGGGGCAGAUCCUCAAAAACAUUGUCGUUCCUCAAUUGGCUUUGAUGCCGCAAAAAGACCGAAAGCUGACUGUGGUUGCAUUGACGCGUCUGCUUACACAGAGUUCACGGAUGACUCAGCCUCCCUAUACCGAACUUUGGCCAGCGACAUAUACUUCCCUCGCCCAACUACUUAAAAGCCAGUACUUAGCUGGAGCGACGACCAAUACGAAGAAUAGCAGCGAGUCGGGGCCCACCGGAAUGACUGAAGUGGACCAGGAAGAGCAAACUGCAGGUUAUCAAGCGGCCUAUUCACGACUAGCGGCAUCCGAAGCUACUGAGAUUGAUCCAGUGUCAUACGUGACUAACCCAGAGGAAUUUUUCCGAAGAGAAAUGCAAGGAAUGCGGACGAGGAGUGGGUCACAGCUUCAGGCUUUAAUGGCGGGAGUAGAUCCAACACUUGUAGUUUAA
Messenger RNA from Mycena indigotica, 2994 nucleotides. Its product is annotated as Importin N-terminal domain-containing protein. Lineage: Eukaryota; Fungi; Basidiomycota; Agaricomycetes; Agaricales; Mycenaceae. The transcript has 15 exons. Gene Ontology annotation, cellular component: nuclear envelope; cytosol. Gene Ontology annotation, molecular function: nuclear export signal receptor activity; small GTPase binding. Gene Ontology annotation, biological process: protein export from nucleus; protein import into nucleus. Bases 1 to 2994 code for a protein of 997 amino acids. The record is from RefSeq and is a predicted model, not a curated record.